UCAAUAAUAAUCGUCAGCAAUAAUUAAUAGUCUUUAAUUAAUAUCUCGAUUCGCGAAGCAGAGCGAUGUUUUUCUUAGUCAGAUUCGUUUGUUUUGGACAAAAACGCGCUGAAUGAGCUUAAUUUCAUCGAUUUCUAAGAUCUGAUGUGACAGAAUAUAUAACGUUGUGGGCAAAAAAUAAAGUUUAUCAAUAAAACAUGAUAUAUCUUGCUGUAUUCUUAUUAUUAGUUGGAUAAUUCUUGAUAUAAUUUGCUGUUAUGCUAUAAAUACAAUUGUGAUCAAACAUGAUGACUUGGAACGUUCUUAAAUGUACUUUUGGAUUGUCAAGAAGUAUUUUACGAAACAGAUUAUCGGAAUGUAUCUAUAAAAGCGUCAAACCAAUGUCGUCGACAGUGGAUCCUAAAGAUGUUGAAAAUCUCUCUGUUUUUAAAAAUGACUGGUGGAAUGAGAACGGCCAGAUAAUUGGCCUCCAUUUAUAUGCUCCGUUCAGAACAAAGUUUGUGAGGAAUGGAUUGGCAAAUGCCGGAGUCCAAAUGCAGAAUGCAGUUCUUCCAUUGGAAGGAAUCAAGAUUGUGGACGUUGGCUGUGGCGGAGGUAUAUUGACUGAGCGUUUAGCUAGAAUAGGAGCACAAGUAACCGGAAUAGAUGCAUCGGCAGAUUUAAUAAAUAUUGCAAAAGAGCAUGCAAAAUUGGAUCCUAAUAUAACAGAGAGAGUGAACUAUAUUCAAACAACUGUGGAAGACUUCUCUCAAAAGGAGAGGGAAUCGUACGAUGCUGUUGUGGCGUCUGAAGUCUUGGAGCAUGUAGCGAAUGCGCAACUAUUUUUAAAGAAAUGCGUGGAAAUUUUGAAACCUGGAGGAUCGAUUUUUAUAACAACAGAAAAUAGAACUGUAGCAUCUUGGUUGCUCGUUAUUGUAGCAGCAGAAUACAUUUUCAAAAAAAUACCUCUUGGUACUCAUGAAUGGAAUAAAUUUAUCACACCACACGAAGUCCAACAUAUAUUGGAUGGUUAUGGAUGUAGAACGAGAUUAAUUCAUGGAUUCAAAAUUAACCCAUUGUCAAAACAGUGGUCUUGGUCAUCAUGUACAGCAACUUUUUAUGGCCUUCAUGCAAUCAAACAAAAAGAAGCUAGCAUAUAAUUUUCAGAACAUGCAACUUUUUUGUUAUUAAAUGCAAAAUUAUAUAUUUUUAUCAUUUAUCGAUUGUAAUAUAAUUGAUAUUAUGUAUGUGCUAAGAAUUCCUAUGAUGUUAUAUUUAU
Molecule: messenger RNA, 1258 nt
Organism: Trachymyrmex septentrionalis
Lineage: Eukaryota; Metazoa; Arthropoda; Insecta; Hymenoptera; Formicidae
Gene: Coq3
Product: ubiquinone biosynthesis O-methyltransferase, mitochondrial-like
Exons: 6
Coding region: 285-1139 (284 amino acids)
Biological process (GO): ubiquinone biosynthetic process
Molecular function (GO): 2-methoxy-6-polyprenyl-1,4-benzoquinol methyltransferase activity
Source: RefSeq, a predicted model, not a curated record